CCGACAUCAGUUUCGUCAGUUCUUAGACGAAAUGGAAUCAUUAAUUCCAGUCAUAAACAAACUUCAAGAUGUAUUUAAUACCGUUGGGUCUGAAACGAUUCAACUACCACAAAUUGUAGUGUUAGGAAAUCAGAGUUCGGGAAAAAGUUCUGUACUAGAGACCCUGGUGGGUCAUGAUUUUCUGCCUAGGGGGACUGGCAUAGUGACUCGCAGACCUCUUGUGCUGCAGCUUCUACAUAUUUCAAAUGACAACCACAAGCCAAGUACAGAUGAUAUGCAGAAAGUUGCAGCCAGAGAGUGGGCGAAGUUUCUCCACACCAAGAACAAAAUUUACACAGAUUUUCAAGAAGUUUGCAAAGAAAUUGAAAAUGAAACAGAUCGCAUGUCCGGGACCAACAAGGGCAUCUGCGCAGAGCCCAUCACAUUGAAGAUCUAUUCCAACAAAGUUGUAAAUCUUACUCUUGUCGACCUGCCUGGGCUGACCAAAGUCCCAGUGGGAGACCAGCCCCCAGACAUAGAGGCCCAGAUCCGUGACCUAGCCAUCCACUACAUCUCCAACCCCAACUCAGUUAUCCUAGCAGUCACUGCAGCAAACACAGACUUCGCCACCUCUGAGGCCUUAAAAUUAGCUCGAGACUUUGAUCCUGAUGGCAGAAGAACUCUGGCUGUCAUCACAAAACUAGAUUUGAUGGACGCUGGCACAGACGCCAUGGACGUCUUGUGUGGUCGGGUCAUCCCAGUCAAGUUGGGGAUCAUCGGAGUUGUCAACCGCAGUCAAGCUGAUAUCAACAACAAAAAGAAUCUGGCAGAUUCCUUAAAAGAUGAAGCAUCAUUUCUUCAGAAAAAAUAUCCAUCAAUAGCUAAUCGUAAUGGAACACCAUACCUAGCAAAAACUUUAAACAGACUCUUGAUGCACCACAUCAGGGAUUGCUUGCCUGAGCUAAAGACCAGAGUCAAUGUACUUAUUGCUCAGUUCCAGUCUCUUCUAAAUUCAUUUGGUGAACCUAUCAGUGACAAGAGUCAGCUUCUUUUACAAAUUAUAACAAGAUUUGCUUCAGCUUAUUGUAACACAAUAGAGGGAACAUCAAGAAAUAUAGAAACAUCGGAACUUUGUGGCGGUGCACGCAUUUGUUACAUAUUUCACGAAACUUUUGGUAGAACACUUGAGUCUGUCGAUCCUCUGGGAGGGCUAAAUACUAGAGAUAUUCUAACCGCUAUCAGAAAUGCUACGGGUCCAAGACCAGCGCUGUUUGUCCCAGAAAUAUCCUUUGAGCUGCUGGUGAAGAGACAGAUUCGCAGGCUGGAGGAACCAAGUUUAAGAUGUGUGGAACUAGUUCAUGAGGAGAUGCAAAGAAUGAUACAACAUUGCGGCACACAGCAAGAAAUGUUGCGCUUUCCAAAACUUCAUGAACGGAUAGUGGAUGUGGUAACAAAUUCCUUACGCCAGCGAUUACCUCCAACAAAUGCCAUGGUAGAAAAUUUAGUUCAGAUAGAACUGGCUUACAUCAAUACAAAACAUCCAGACUUUUCUGAGGCCCACCAAGUCCACAGGGCCAUGAUGAGUGGGAUGAGUGAGACUGACGCUCAGAGGACCCUGAGCCAGAGGAAUGUGUUGGAGAAGAUCCAGGAGGACAAGGAUAGGGGAACUUCUUCCUAUACAAAUGUACGGAGUGUGCCGGGAGAUGGUUCUGCUCAUGCUAUUAGAGAAAAGAAACCAGAUAAGGCCACACCACCUCCUAUAACGGACAACAUGAAUGGUGGCUCGUGGAAGAUCACAAACCUCAUCCGGUCCAACCGCUUGGACACAGCGGCCAGUGACAGGUCCUCGGAGCCGUCCAACUCACUACCUGGCAGCGGCGCUAACAGUGCCUCCCCCUCCCCGUCACGCUCCAAGAAGGGGAUCAACCUGUUGCCUGAAGUGCCAGAGCAGCCUGUUAUGAAACUGUCACAGAGGGAACAAAGAGAUUGUGAGGUUAUAGAGCGCUUGAUCAAGUCUUACUUCAUGAUAGUGCGGAAAAAUAUCCAGGAUAGCACACCCAAGGCUAUCAUGCAUUUCUUAGUCAACCAUGUGAAGGAUCAUCUUCAGAGUGAACUUGUUAGCCAGCUGUAUAAGAAAGAAGAGAUAGAGACCCUUCUAGAGGAAUCUGUACAUAUAGCAGCUCGGAGGAAAGAGGCCUCAGAAAUGCUGCAGGCCUUGCAGCGAGCUAGCCAGAUAAUAGGAGAAAUUCGAGAAAUUCAUUUGUGGUGAUGAGCUAAACACCAUUCAUCUCAACGGUACACCUAGACAAACUCAUACAUUUUAGCUAGUCUAUCGAAGUUGUGCUUUCCUUAGGAUAAUUAAGAAGGAAAAAAAUUCCGCCCAGGUUUUUUUUUACCACAGCCAAAAACAGAAGCUUGAAAUUUUAGCAAGAGAAACGGAAGAAAAAAGUUUCAAGGCAUAGGAUAUGAUAAGGUAUUAUAGUGGAGGUAAAGAUUUCAGAUACAAGUAAAAUUUUGUUGUAAGGCAUAGGAUUUGAUAAGGUAUUAUAGAGGAGGUAAAGAUUUUUGAUACAAGUAACAUUUGGUUGUAAGGCAUAGGAUUUGAUAAGGUAUUAUAGUGGAGGUAAAGAUUUUUGAUACAUGUAACGAACAUUUUGUUGUCUUGAAGAGAACACCUGGUGUAAUCACCUGGACUUAGGUGUUUUUUUUUAAUGCAUGGUUUUCCUGAUGUGGAAUUUGUUACCUUGACCUCAACCAUAGCUUACAUUUGUGCAGACUUGAAACAUCCUGCAUGUUCACACCUUGCUAGAGGGCAGAGAGUGUGUAAGGGGGAUUAACUCUAGUGCACCAGUUAAAGGGACAGCACCACAUAUAGUUGUAAUAUUUGCAUACUGGUUGUAAGGAUUCACUUAUCUGUGUUGUAAUGUAUAUUUUUCAAUCUUGUGUGAAUGCUGAGUUUUGAUGAUCAUCCCUCCUGAAAGUAACUAGUAUUAUCUACCUUUUAAUCAAAAUAUUUCUACAGUUUUUAUUGUUAGUCUAAUAUAAAAAAUUGUUUAAAAAAAUUAUCAGUAGAUGAAAUAAUGAUUAACAGCUUAUUAAUGUAAUUGAGUAAAUACAUGGUUUUAAUAGUUAGAAUUUUUUAAAAUUAAAAAAAAAAUGUUUUUUACACACUUCCAAAUCAACAUAAAUUUUAAAUCUGUUUGAUACCAGCCAGUUUUCCUAAUUUUUAUAAGAGCUGUGGAAUGCCUACUUUUAAUUCAAUACUGUAAAACAUAUUUUUUUUUUGUAAUGAAUUUUAGCUCACAUCAAAUAGUAAACCAUAGCAAUUUUAAUUAUUUAUUUAUAGCUAAUUACUUAAAUAAAUAAAACCUUCCAGCAUUUAUGUAUUGGUAAUUCGCUUGAGUUGAGUUGGUCACCCAUGUUUAGUUAGAUGAGGUUAAGUACCUUGACUGUUUGCCUAGUGUUGUUAUGAAUGUUUAGGAUGUUGCAUGGGUAGUCUGUUUGAUCACAAGCAGCCUGUCUGGUGGUAGUGACUUGUGUGUCCACUUGCAUGCUUUGAUUUGUGAAAUUUUUAAACGUUUACAUAUGUUUUGUUCAGAUUUACAUUAUGAGAUCAGAUGUAGUAUAUUCCUAGAUAGCUUUGCAUAGUGCAAUACAAUUGUAAUAAGAAUUGAUAAAUAAAAUAUUCCUGUACAUUUUGGGGUGAAAUUAUUUUUGUGUUUGUUGAAGAGAAAAAACAGAAGUUCAGUAUUGACUAUUCUCAUCCAUUCCUUUAUAUGCCAUUUGAUGUUGAUUGUCCUUUGUAUGGUUCUGUUUUUAUAUUAAGUUUACUAUUUUUUUAAAUAUUUUUUUUAUCUGCUUUUGACAUUCAAAUCAGUGAAUUAUUUUAAUUAUUUCAUUAAUUUUUUUAUUGUUAACAAUUAAGUUGUGGAUUUUAUGUGUAUUUAUCUGUUUUGUCUUUUCAAAUUAUUAUUUUGAUGCAUAUCAGUUGUAUAGGUAUAGCUUAUGUAUUGCUUUGUAGAUUCACAAAAUGCUUAAGAUCAGAAUUGAAAUAUCAGCCAAAGUUAAUACAAAACAAGUUUAAUUAAAAUCUGAGAUUUUUAAUGGAUGCAAGCUUCAUGUCAACAUUUUGGCCUAUGCAACAAUAGAUUAAAUUCUGUGUGUUACGUUAAUUAAAGAUAAGUAGUUUGUGCCCCAAUUAACUUUAUUACAGCAUGUAAGCACAUCUUGUAUUUUUUAUCCUAGACUGGCCAAACACCCUAUCCUAGUCUGCAAACACUUUAGUGCUAAGUUUUUUGUACAUAACACAUUUCCUUAGAGUGAUCUCCCCUUUAUUAAUGUUGUGCCAUCAGCUAUUAACUUAGAGGAUUGCUGUUUGUCUCCUAACUGUAUUUGGCAUAUAUAUCCUUGCCUUUUAAUAACAGUUAACAUAGUAGCAUAGACCUGUGAUGACCAAAGCUGCUAUUUUCAGCUUAAGGAAACUGGUUUUCUGGAAAUUAAUUUGGUGGCUUAAUCGUUAAAUGUAAUUAUUAAACUAUAAUAAUAAUUUUUAAAAUGUGUGUUUGCAUAUUUGACCCAUUUAAAAUAAAAAUUUUUGUCAAUUUUUCUUUAUCUUGUUCAUAAACCAGAUAAAAAUGCUUAAUAUGCUUCCAAAUUUUUUAAAUGUGUUCUCUAAUACCUUGUGAGAAUGGCUAAAAUACUGUAAAUUAAACAUUUAUUCAUGACAAUUUUGUAUUUAUUCAAACUAAAUACUUUUACAGAAAUAAUUUCAAUCAUGAUAGUGGGUAGAUUUUGAAAUUAUAGCUUGCUUAUGUUUUGUGUUAACAGUUGCUUAUUGGGAUGAUUUGAGUUGUAUUAUGUUUGGUCACAUACAUGCUUUCAACCACCUGAUCUUCUUUUGUUGUUGUAUAUGAAGGGAGUUAACUUAGUCUAAUACUAUAGUUACCUCCCCUUUAUGUUAAAAUGUAAAUAAUUCCCAGAGGAAGAGUUUAUAGUUUGAAAAUAUAUUCAUGUAGACAUUUGUUCCUCACAUUUAGGUACGUUGAUAGUUUUGUACAAUGGCUUUAUUUAAGAGUAAUUUGUUUAUUCAUGUUUUUUUUCUAUUAACUUUCUCUGUGAUUGUAACUGUUCUUUUUUCAUACAACAACAACAUGAAGUUUAUGCUGUGUAAUAGUUCACUUAUUGAAUGUAAAAAAUAAAACUGCAAGUAUCUACAGAC
Physella acuta is the source of this 5197-nucleotide messenger RNA. RefSeq names its product dynamin-1-like protein. The record is from RefSeq and is a predicted model, not a curated record. Gene Ontology annotation, molecular function: GTP binding; GTPase activity; microtubule binding. Gene Ontology annotation, biological process: peroxisome fission; endocytosis; intracellular distribution of mitochondria. NCBI's taxonomy places the organism in Eukaryota, Metazoa, Mollusca, Gastropoda, Physidae. Gene Ontology annotation, cellular component: membrane; cytoplasm; mitochondrion.